GAUUCGAAUACAUUUCGAUUCAAAACCGGUAAAAUCUUGUGCGAAAAACUCAGAAAUCUACUUUGGACUUGUUAUUAUAUAUCAAUCUCUUCGAAAAACAUGCAAACUGCCCAUUUAUGGUUUAACGAUAAUGUUACAAGAUGGAGAAGGAUAAUAGCAUCAUUAUUUUCUUGUCUUUUUACCAGCGUUGUUUUGAUUUUACUCGGUUUCUUAUUUUCGUGCUCUUUUUCCGGGCUAAAUGGGAUUUCUAUAUGGUUUUGUUCCAGAUUGGCUGCUACCUCAGCAAUCUCGAUAUUCCUAUUCUAUCAUAGUUGCAAAUUUUACAAGGGAGAAGUUAAAGAAUACGCCAACUUUGGGGAAUUUGCUAAUUUCUUAUGGGAAGGUUUAGAGCACGGUCUUCUCCAUUUUAUUCUUGCCCAGUUAUGCUGUUUCACAAUUAAUAUGGAUUAUUUGGAUUCACUUCUCACCAUUCUCAUAAUAGCUGUCGGAAAUACGUUAAAUUUCUUCUGCAGAUCUGAAUAUCUACUCUUCUUUCAUCCCAUUCAGCAGGCAACAUGGUUUCAAUUAAAGUGCAGAUUAUUUCCCAUUAUAAAGAGGUAUUUAAAUAAAUAAUUUCAGAUGUGUAUAAAUAGUUUAUGCCUCCAACAUAUCAACUUUUGUACAUAAGCUAAUAAAAAUUGUUAUUCCUUUCUAUUGAUUAGAUCAUUGGUUAGAACAAUCAGAAGAUUUUUCGUAUCGUUUCUUCUCUCUAUCAUGAUUUUCUGCCUAAUUGGAAGUUUUAGCACGAUUUGGGGACUUUUUGAUUUAUCACGCACCUUCAAAAUAUUAUCAUUAAUUUUUGCAGUUACAGUUAUAUUCGACGGCUCAGUUGUAAUAUUUAAUAUAUUUCUAACUGAAUUCUAUCAAUUCCCGAUAGAGCAUAUGGAAUCGCACGAUUUCGUAAAGAAUUUAAUAGAAACUCCAGGAUUGGGUAGAAAUUUGUUUCUAAUUUAUCUAAGAAAACACUGUCAGAAUGAUUCUAACGUUCGUAAGAAAAUAUAUAACCUUUUACCUCAUCAUGGAUAUUCUGCAAUAUGCAAUAUAAUCUUUGAGAGCAGUCUAAGAAGUCUAAGUGAAUUUAUAGUAAAACUUGACAACAACGACAAUAACGCUGAAGCAACAACGACGGUAAAAACAAACGGCAAAGAGAAGAAAACAUUCCUAAUUAAGCAAAAGAAUCAGCUAAAGAAAUGGCCUAUUAUUCAAUAUUUUACUAAGUAUAGAAAGUUAAAUUCUUUAAAGUCGGAAUGUCAGAAUUGCGUUCAAUUUGUUGGAAUUCUAGUAAAUCUGAUUUACUUUUCAUACGAAGAAGAUCAAUAUGGCGUUGUUAGAGCUCGUCUUUCGGAUUCUAUGAAUUGUUUUAUUAAACUUUCAAAUAGUUUAGAUAACUAUAAACUAAGCUUGAACACUUCAAGAAUCAAUUUAAUAGGUUACGAACUAUUGGAUUCACCUGAUUUAACAUCAGUUCUAAAUUCGUGUAAAUUCUCUAUUCAAUCUGGAAUUUAUAGAAUUGCUGAAAAGUUUGGAAAAAGAUUAAAAGAUAUUGAAGUAAAAGACGAAACAAGAAGAAGGUUACAAUUGUAUGCAGAAGGGAAAAUUUGA
Dimorphilus gyrociliatus is the source of this 1641-nucleotide messenger RNA. NCBI's taxonomy places the organism in Eukaryota, Metazoa, Annelida, Polychaeta, Dinophilidae. The record is from the annotation of a GenBank genome assembly.